AUGUCAACACCAUCAAAUGCAAGGCAAUCAUCGAGACAGAGCUAUAUCCAGAAUCCUCACCGUCAGUCAAAUGUACUGGUUUCCACGUCAGCUAUCACACAGCGACAAUUGAGUCAUCUAAAUUCACAAGUUGCACAAUUGCAUGCCAAUUUGUCAGAUUUCAAUGACUUGAUAACAACUGCCAGCGAUCAGUAUAAGAACAUUGAAAUGUUGGGCAAGAUUCAUGCUAGUUUGCUUAUGGGGAGCCGAAAGAUUUUCGAAGAAGAGGCAUUUGACAACUGA
This is a messenger RNA of Lodderomyces theae, 282 nucleotides long. RefSeq names its product Hsk3p (gene HSK3). The coding region runs from base 1 to 282 and encodes 93 amino acids. The record is from RefSeq and is a predicted model, not a curated record. Gene Ontology annotation, biological process: attachment of spindle microtubules to kinetochore. Gene Ontology annotation, cellular component: DASH complex. Lineage: Eukaryota; Fungi; Ascomycota; Pichiomycetes; Serinales; Debaryomycetaceae. The transcript has a single exon.